Messenger RNA from Siniperca chuatsi (mandarin fish), 1755 nucleotides. It is a transcript of the gene wasf3a, whose product is annotated as WASP family member 3a. Gene Ontology annotation, biological process: actin cytoskeleton organization; positive regulation of Arp2/3 complex-mediated actin nucleation. The transcript is spliced from 9 exons. The coding region runs from base 266 to 1675 and encodes 469 amino acids. The record is from RefSeq and is a predicted model, not a curated record. Gene Ontology annotation, cellular component: cytoskeleton; SCAR complex. Gene Ontology annotation, molecular function: actin binding; protein kinase A regulatory subunit binding; Arp2/3 complex binding. NCBI's taxonomy places the organism in Eukaryota, Metazoa, Chordata, Actinopteri, Centrarchiformes, Sinipercidae.
GGCAUGACGACUGUGAUUGGAUGACAGGAGCAAAUCUGCUGACCAAAUCCCCUCAUGGCUCAAGCUGUGAUUUGGACGAGAGUUGUCAGAGUGAACUCCGCCCUGCAGAGAUGACUACAGUCACUGUGCAACACACGGCCGCACAGGCCAGCAAAGAGUUUGUCUAAUUUGGAUGAGACAACUUGGACUCGACUCGCGUUGAACCAACUGGCAAGCUAACCCAACGGGCAAAUCUAUGCAGGUGGCCGAGAUGUGAGAAGGGGUCAUGCCUUUGGUCAUGAGAAACAUUGAGCCUCGGCACCUGUGCCACGGUGAAGUGCCUGAUGGGAUUGGCAAUGAGCUGGAGUGUGUAACCAACAACACGUUGUCCGCCAUCAUCCGCCAGCUCAGUAGCCUGAGUAAACAUGCAGAAAAUGUUUUUGGGGAGCUUUUUAAUGAGGCCAACAACUUUUAUGGGCGCGCCAACUCUCUCCAGGACCGUAUCGACCGCUUGGCCGUCAAGGUCACCCAGCUGGACUCCAGCGUGGAGGAGGUCUCUCUUCAGGACAUAAACAUGAGGAAGGCAUUUAAAAGCUCUACUGUCCAGGACCAGCAGGUUUUGUCUAAGAGCAGCACUCCGAACUCGGUGGCUGAGAUGCACAACAGCAGCGACAGGCCUCCUCCCCUCAGCACCCUCACUGCCUACAGAGAGGAUUCUACUGAUGCGAUGAAAUUCUACUCAGACCCGUCGUACUUUUUUGACCUGUGGAAGGAGAAAAUGCUUCAGGACACAGAGGACAAGAGGAAAGAAAGACGGAGGCAACGAGAACAGAAGCGAUGUGUUGAAAGCAGCACCCUUCAGCGCGAGGUGAAGAAAGUGAGAAAGGCUCGAAACCGCAGGCAAGAAUGGAACAUGAUGGCAUUCGAUAAAGAGCUUCGUCCAGAUCACCGCCAUCCACAGACUCUCCGCCGAGGGGCAUCGUCUGAGGGCUCGCUCUCCCCAGACAGCAGGCAUGACCUCCCAGACUACCCCGUCCCUCCAGUGCCCGCCCACGCUUGUAAUUAUGCCAAGUCACAUGAUUACGUGCCUGGGAACGCACACCCUUCACCACCUGUGGAGCAUGAAUACCACAGCAUUGAUGUCAACUACAAGAGAGUAACCUACUCCACAGCAGAGCCUCACGCUGCAGACUGGAUGAACGGUUCAACACAUCCACCUGCAGAUUACAACUCUGGCCCUUCACCACCUGCCACAGGCCCACUCAUGCCAUCAGCUCAGCAGACAGCCUUUGGUUUUCCUCUGGGUGCACUUCCACCAACACCACAUAAUGGAGUUUUGCAUGUAGGCCCAGGCUACCCGCUCCCACCUGUACCUCCUCCAGGGCCACGCAUGGUCCCUCCUCCCCCAGGUCCUCCACCUCCACCUCUCCCUCCCCCAGUUGCACCCUCACACCUAACAGGACACAGCGAAGGCAACCGAGCUGAGACUAAACCUGUGAGAGACGCGAGAAGCGACCUCCUGUCCGCCAUCCGCAUAGGCAUCCAGCUGAAGAAAGUCCAAGAGCAGCAGGAGCAGCAGAACAAGCGGCAGCCGGUGGGGAACGACGUGGCCACCAUCCUGUCCCGACGCAUUGCGGUGGAGUACAGUGACUCUGAUGACGACUCUGAGCUGGAAGAAAACGAGUGGUCAGACUGACCAAACAAAGUGUAGCACCUGGCUGAAGUUUUGCUUUAUUGGAUCUUCAGUGCAAAUAAAGCAAAACUGUGAAUCACUCA